UGGUAUGUGUGUCAGGUCAAACCAGGCGAAGUGAAACCAGUUCACAGACUGGCUCAAAUAACGCAGCAACCAAGUUACCGCUCGCUAUAUAUUACUUAACAACCAUAUAUGAAUGCAGCUGUAUAAAUAUAUCCAUCCGUGCUUCAGCUGAGGAGGUUGUCCAGAGACGCCGUAGUGUUCAUCAUGGCAGACCGCAAAGAAGUGGACAUUUCUGUCAAUCCCCAGGUUCCCCCCAAGCUGAUAGAGAACACAGGAAAGGACACUUCUUCCACAACCACCACCACCCAGGAGUGUGCCAUCUGUCUGCAGAGGUGCAUCCAUCCUGUACGUCUCCCAUGCUGCCAUGUCUUCUGUUUCCUGUGUGUGAAAGGUGCGUCCUGGCACAGCAAGCGCUGUGCUCUUUGUCGACAUGAAAUCCCCGAGGACUUCCUGGAGCGGCCGGUUCUCCUCUCUCCUGAAGAGCUGAAGGCAGCAGCUUCAGGGCUGAGCCAAAGUGGCAGUGGGUCCCGAGGCGACUAUGCAUGGUACUACGAGGGACGCAACGGAUGGUGGCAGUAUGACGAGAGGACGAGCGCAGAGUUGGAGGAGGCUUUCACGAAGGGCACCAAGAGCACGGAGAUGCUUAUUGCAGGGUUUCUUUAUGUAGCUGAUCUGGAAAAUAUGGUGCAAUAUCGCAGGAAUGAGCAUGGCCGAAGACGCAAAAUAAAGAGGGACGUUGUAGAUAUCCCCAAGAAGGGGGUGGCAGGACUGAGGUUGGAGCCUGAACCUGUCCCUGCCCCUACUCUUCCAGCUGUUGCCUCAGCAACAUCAGAACGUGUCAGCUCAGCUGAUGGAUCAGACUCCGAAAACCAAUCGCAGUCUUCAUCAUCUGGAAUCAUGCUGUCCGUUCCUCCUGUUAGACCCCAAACUCUCCUGGGACGCCAUCUUACCAGUCCCCUGUCUCCGUCACUGUCACCCCUGGAACAAACUUUCUCUCGGCUCCUAAUCAGUCAGCCAGAGGAUGAAGAGGUGGAUGGAGACGACGGGCUCCAGGCAUAUGAGUUUGCAUCUGGAAGUAGUGAGAGUGAAGAGGAGGAGAAGGAGCCCAACGGAGCAGAAUCCACACCCCAGGGAAGACAGGCGCAAAGACCACUGAGGGAGAGUCAGCCAACCAGAAUUCCUCCUAGAGGCUCCAGCUCUGCCAUCAAUGUCCGCUCUCGCAGUCCGGAUGGACAAUGCAGUGUAACAGAAGUGUGACUGCCUACAGAUGAAACCUAAGCUCUUAUCAGUUCAGCAAAAAAGUUUGAAAACUAAUAGGCAUCUUAAAAUGUUUACAUGCCGAAAAUGAUGUUCGUCUUAAUCUGGUUUCUACUUGUUUUUACAUCCCAGUCAUUGUGGGGCAGUCAAAGAUCUUGGUCCAUCUUAAUGUAGUUGUCGUUUUGUGGGCAGCUCAAUAAAUGCCUGCCAAUCAAGGCUACACAACUUCAGAGACAAUUAAAAGGAAUCAGGUCACAGAUGUUUUUGAGUUUAUCCUGUUGACAUAAUUGCAAUCAUAUAAAAAAAAAAAAAAAGAAAAACCCCCUCUAUCAGUUUUACAGCUUUACCUGUGAGCACACGAUGAAACAUUAUCUGGUCUUCAAAUUUGGUAGAUGAACCUCAGACUUGCGUGUCGUGAUGUGUAAAAUCUGAAUUAUAAAGAGUGUUUUUCUUUUUCAGACGGCUAUACUAUACAUCCUAGAAUAUCUGAGGUAAACUCAUUCAUCUUUUGCAGUCCUUUACCUGUGUUGCAAUCAGAACUAGAUUAAACAAUAGAGGCUAAGUUUGAAGCCACUUUAAAUAUGUUUUUUUUGUCAAAGUUUGAAAUGGAAAUAUGCGGUACAGACCAAAAGUUUGGACACCUUCUCAUUCAAACAAAUGGGGAAGUGUGUCCAAACUUUUGGUCUGUACUGUAUGUGAUAAUGGCAGUUGUGCAGCAAAAACAACAGGCUUGUUUUCAGACAAAAGCAGAAGUGUCUGAUUGCAUACUGAGUGGGUUAGCCAGCAGAUCUUUAUUCAACUUAUGCGAAUAAUGCAAAGUAGAAACAUUGUCAAUACACCUUAAACUUUUUAUUCACAUGAAAGGUAGCUCAAAUAUGUCUUGGUGCUGAUCCCACUGAAACUGUACGAAGCUUGGCGUCCCCGUUGAUCAUCCUCCCUGCUUGUGCGCUUUUUGGGUCUGCUGACCUUUUAUUAACCUCAUUCACUGGUGGAGAAUAAUACUUGAUCACAAAACCCCCUGAGCCAGUGAUCACAGCCAUGUCUGCAGAAGUAUGACCCAAGAUGCACCGGUCUGUGGCUGUAGUCAUGGAACAAUGUGAGAAUGCAUCAUUAUGAAGCAUUAUAUGCCCACAACCCAUCAUCUGUCAUUCACAUCAUCUGCAUCAGUGCAAUACAACAUCUUUGAAAUUAAAUGUAUGCUUUGUUUUCCCCUUUGAGUUAUUUUAUUUGGGUGAUGCUUUAGUAAUCAUUCCUCUCUCUCCGAAAUGAUGAAGUAAAAGUUGAGCUUUAUUUAUGUACCACAUGCAGAUGGUAAAAAAUGUUCUUUCCUUUUUCUUUCCUUUUUUGCUGUUGACUUAAAUCAUUAUGCAAUAUCUCUAACUAUUUAAACUGGACUUAAUGUGCAUUUAUGUGAGAUGGCAUAGGGAGACUGCACUCCCUCUGUUUUAGCGUUAAAGUGUUAUUUUAGUAAUGACAUACGUUUGUGUCAUUGUGAACAGGACAAAGUGCUGAAAAGCUACUGGCAGAUCCACUGGAAAGUAUUAGUUUAUAUAUGUAGAGAGACACAUUUGGAUUUCUAUUUCUUGUCACGGUAUUCUCAGCAGGGCCAUUAUCAGAGCGCUGGCAUGGACACACACUUGGAUGAGCUCAGGCUGUCCUUAGACUGUCCUCAGACUGUUCUCGCACUUUCCCUUCUCCUUCUGCUCCGGCUCCUGUUGCUUUACUCUCAUCUUUUUGCUGUCUUGUCUCCUACAAUGUAAUAACCUGAAACACAUUUCUGUCUGUGUGGUGUUUCUCUUUGUUGUAAUAUGUUACGACAAUAAAAGUGUUUAU
Messenger RNA from Cololabis saira (Pacific saury), 3069 nucleotides. Its product is annotated as E3 ubiquitin-protein ligase rnf146-like. The coding region runs from base 184 to 1236 and encodes 350 amino acids. Lineage: Eukaryota; Metazoa; Chordata; Actinopteri; Beloniformes; Belonidae. Gene Ontology annotation, molecular function: ubiquitin protein ligase activity; poly-ADP-D-ribose binding; zinc ion binding. The transcript is spliced from 2 exons. Gene Ontology annotation, cellular component: nucleus; cytoplasm. The record is from RefSeq and is a predicted model, not a curated record. Gene Ontology annotation, biological process: Wnt signaling pathway; ubiquitin-dependent protein catabolic process.